Messenger RNA from Gambusia affinis (western mosquitofish), 5824 nucleotides. It is a transcript of the gene eprs1, whose product is annotated as glutamyl-prolyl-tRNA synthetase 1. The coding region runs from base 137 to 5143 and encodes 1668 amino acids. The transcript is spliced from 35 exons. Lineage: Eukaryota; Metazoa; Chordata; Actinopteri; Cyprinodontiformes; Poeciliidae. Gene Ontology annotation, cellular component: aminoacyl-tRNA synthetase multienzyme complex; cytoplasm. Gene Ontology annotation, biological process: translation; glutamyl-tRNA aminoacylation; prolyl-tRNA aminoacylation. The record is from RefSeq and is a predicted model, not a curated record. Gene Ontology annotation, molecular function: ATP binding; proline-tRNA ligase activity; glutamate-tRNA ligase activity.
CUCUCACUCUCUUUUUCCGGGUUGUAGCGGCUGGUGUACCGUGUGGAGAGAGGCUCCUGUAUGUCUUUUGACUUCUCUGGUUUCUGUUCAUCACUGUGAAGACUGUACAGGCUUCUCACAGGAAGAAUCCGACAGUAUGGCGUUAAACCUGACCAUUGACAGCAACAACCCGCCUCUAGGAGCGCUUUUGACUGCAGAGCAUGUGAAGAACACUGUGCAGGUGUCUGUGGAGGAAGGAAGCGAUAACAGCCUUCACAUCUCAGAUUCAAUCCAGUUCAGCGACACUAACUCCAUCAGCCGCUACCUGGCCCGGGUUGCUCCCGGCCUCGGCCUCUAUGGAGCCAACAUGAUGGAGCAGACUGAGGUUGACCAUUGGCUGGAGUUCAGCGCUCGCCGGCUGUGCGAUCAGCCUGACUUGACGCUGGCGCUGGGCGACCUGGACAAGGCCCUGUCUUUGCGGACCUUCCUGGUCGGACACGCCCUCACCCUGGCUGAUCUGUCUGUGUGGGCCGCCCUGAAAGAUCACAGCAGUUGGCCAAGUCAGAGCAAAGGUUUCCCUCAUGUCAGCCGAUGGUUCUUCUUCCUGAACUCGCAGGUUCCCUUCUCUUCUGUGGGCAGCAAGUAUGCCAGCAAGAAAUCUGCAAAGAACAACUCCAAUUCAGGUGAGAAGAAGCAGGAUGUUGGGAAGUUUGCGGAUUUGCCUGGAGUUGAGAUGGGGAAGGUGGUAGUUCGAUUCCCUCCUGAGGCCAGCGGGUACCUGCACAUCGGACACGCCAAAGCGGCCCUGCUGAACCAGCACUACCAGGUGACGUUUAAAGGCAAGCUCAUCAUGCGCUUCGACGACACCAACCCGGAGAAGGAGAAGGAGGACUUUGAGAAGGUUAUCCUGGAAGACGUCGCCAUGCUCCAGAUCCAUCCAGACCAGUUCACCUACACCAGCGACCAUUUUCCCGUCAUCAUGCGGAUGGCGGAGAAGCUUCUCGCCGAGGGCAAAGCCUACAUCGAUGACACCCCCCCUGAGCAGAUGAAGCAGGAGAGGGAGCAGCGCAUCGAGUCCCGAUGCAGAAACAACACCGUGGAGCAGAACAUGAAGAUGUGGGCCGAGAUGAAAGCCGGGACCGAAUUCGGUCAGAGCUGCUGCAUGAGAGCCAAGAUUGACAUGAGCUCCAACAACGGCUGCUUGAGAGACCCCACCCUGUACCGCUGCAAGAACACCCCCCACCCGCGCACCGGAACGACCUACAAAGUCUACCCAACGUACGACUUUGCCUGCCCCAUUGUGGACAGUCUGGAGGGGGUCACUCAUGCUCUCAGGACAACUGAGUACCACGACCGUGACGAGCAGUUCUACUGGUUUAUUGAAGCUCUAGGCAUCAGGAAGCCCUACAUCUGGGAGUAUGCCAGGCUCAACCUCAACAACACAGUGCUGUCCAAACGGAAACUCACCUGGUUUGUCGACCAGGGAUAUGUGGACGGGUGGGACGAUCCUCGCUUCCCUACUGUCAGAGGAGUGUUGAGGAGAGGAAUGACUGUGGAAGGUCUGAAGCAGUUCAUAGCAGCCCAGGGCGGAUCGAGGUCAGUGGUGAACAUGGAGUGGGACAAGAUCUGGUCCUUCAAUAAGAAGGUUAUUGAUCCUAUAGCUCCCAGAUACACAGCUCUGUCCAGCUCCUAUGUGGUUCCGGUUUCAGUCCCAGAGGCAACAGAGGAGAUGAAGGAGGUGGCCAAGCAUCCCAAGAACGAAGAGGUCGGCGUGAAGGAAGUUUGGUACGGACCUCGCGUUCUGAUCGAAGGAGCCGACGCCGAGACUUUGAAAGAAGGAGAGACGGUCACUUUCAUCAACUGGGGCAACCUCGUCAUCACGAAGAUCAACAAAGCGUCGGACGGUAAGGUGGCGUCCAUGGAGGCUCGUCUGGACCUGGACAACAAGGACUACAAGAAGACGGCGAAGAUCACCUGGCUGGCUGAAACCAGCAGCGCCCCUGUGCUGCCCGUCGUCUGCGUCAACUACCAGCCUCUCAUCACUAAGGCCGUCCUCACCAAAGACGACGACUUCAAAAAGUACAUCAACAAAAACAGCAAGCUGGAGGAGAAGAUGCUGGGGGAUCCGUGUCUGAAGAGCCUGAAGAAAGGAGACAUCAUCCAGCUCCAGAGGCGGGGCUUCUACAUCUGCGACCAGCCGUACGAGCCAAUCAGUCCCAACAGCUGCAAGGAGAGUCCCUGUGUUCUCCUCUACAUCCCAGAUGGACACACCAAGGAGAUGCCGACGGCCGGGUCCAAAGACAAAAACAAGAGCCAGGCCUCCAGCAACACACCUGCUAAGGUGACCAAAGCUCCUUCCAGCUCUGUCUCUGCUCCGUCCCCGACUCCCGCCUCAGCAGCCGACCUUUUCUCAAGGGUCGUAGCUCAAGGUGAAGCUGUCCGCGACCUAAAGGCUGCCAAAGCCCCCAAGGAGGAAGUGGAUAAGGCCGUCCAGCAGCUCCUCUCUCUGAAGGCUCAGUUUAAACAGCAGACAGGUGUAGACUACAAGCCAGGUAUGGCUCCGCCCACCUCCGCUCCAGCCACACCCGCUGCAUCUGCCCCAACAGCGCCGGCAUCAGAGGCUACCUACUGUCCGUACACCCGUGUUACCCAGCAGGGGGAGCUGGUGAGGAAACUGAAAGCAGAGAAAGCGCCAAAGGACCAGGUUGAUGCUGCAGUGAAGCAGCUCCUGGCUCUCAAGGCGGAGUUCAAAGCGAUCACUGGUCAGGAUUACAAACUGGGGAUGGGCGCGCCCACUUCCUCCGUCACCCCCACUAUGACCUCCUCCUCUUCUUCCUCCUCUUCAUCAUCCUCCUCUUCUUCUACUGGCCUGUAUGAGCGUGUCGCACUUCAGGGGGAAGUUGUGAGGAAACUGAAGUCUGAAAAAGCCCCCAAGGACAAGAUUGAUGCAGCGGUGAAACAGCUGCUCGCCCUGAAAGAAGAGUACAAACAGGCCACAGGGCAGGACUACAAGCCAGGAGCAGGCCCCUCCCCCAGCCCCGGCCAGAAGACCGCUGCCCCGACCCAGAACAGCACCAGCUCCGCUCCCGCUGCCGCCGCUGGCCUCUAUGGGAAGGUAGCUGACCAAGGAGAGCUGGUCAGGAAGCUGAAGACCGAAAAAGCGCCUAAAGAUCAGGUGGAUGCUGCUGUGAAGCAGCUGCUGGCUCUGAAGGCAGAGUACAAGCAGCAGACCGGACAGGAGUAUAAGCCGGGCUUACAGGCCCCAGCCAGCCCGGCUCAGACUCAGGCCGGUGCUGCCUCCACCCAGUCCAGCACGCCACCGCAGGCUCAGGAACUCUACACACAGGUGGCCCAGCAGGGGGAGCUGGUGAGAAAACUGAAGACAGAGAAGGCCGCUAAGGAGCAAGUGGAUGAAGCCGUGAAGACUCUGCUAGACCUGAAGGGGAAGUAUAAGUCUCUGACCGGAGAGGACUACAAACCGGUGGCUGCUGCUGGAGCCAGCGGAGGAGAGGACAAGAACCGCAAGGAGAGGGAGAACAAGUCAGAAAAACAGGGAGGAGGAGGAGGGAAAAAGGGAAAAGGAGAUAGGGGAGGUCAAGGAAAGGAGUCAUCAGCAAGCGGAGGGGGUGGAGGAGAGGGCCAAGGCCCCAAGAAGCAGACACGGUUGGGUUUGGAAGCCAAGAAAGAGGAAAACCUUGCAGAUUGGUACUCUCAGGUCAUCACCAAGGCAGAGAUGAUCGAGUAUUACGACGUGAGCGGCUGCUACGUGCUGCGGCCGUGGGCCUACUCCAUCUGGGAGGCAAUUAAAGACUUCUUUGACAGGGAAAUUAAGAAGUUGGGUGUAGAGAACUGCUACUUCCCCAUGUUCGUCUCCCAAGCUGCCUUGGAGAAGGAAAAGUCUCACAUUGCAGAUUUCGCUCCCGAGGUUGCCUGGGUAACCCGUUCAGGAAAAACCGAGCUGGCUGAGCCCAUCGCUGUCAGACCCACCAGUGAGACAGUGAUGUAUCCUGCCUACGCUAAAUGGGUCCAGUCCCACAGGGAUCUGCCGAUCAAACUCAACCAGUGGUGUAACGUUGUGAGGUGGGAGUUCAAACACCCGCAGCCUUUCCUCAGGACACGAGAGUUCCUGUGGCAAGAGGGACACACGGCGUUUGCCACAAAGGAGGAGGCAGCUGAGGAGGUUUUGCAGAUCCUGGAUCUGUAUGCCAGGGUGUAUGAAGAGCUGAUGGCCAUCCCAGUGGUGAAGGGGAGGAAGACCGAGAAGGAGAAGUUUGCCGGAGGAGAUUACACCACCACGGUGGAGGCGUUCAUCUCCGCCAGCCACCGAGCCAUUCAGGGUGCUACAUCCCAUCAUCUGGGUCAGAACUUCUCCAAGAUGUUUGAGAUUGCUUUCGAGGACCCCAAGAAGCCGGGCGAGAAGCAGCUGGCCUUCCAGAACUCCUGGGGCAUCACAACCAGGACCAUCGGAGUUCUCACCAUGGUCCACGGGGACAACAUGGGACUCGUCCUUCCACCCAGGGUGGCCUGCCUGCAGGUUGUCAUCAUUCCAUGUGGGAUCACUGCGUCCCUGUCGGAGCAGGAGAAGGAGGCCCUGUUGGCUCAGUGCUCCAAAUACCUGAGCAGGCUGCUGGACGCCGGCGUCAGGGUGAAGAGCGACACGCGAGACAACUACUCUCCAGGAUGGAAGUUCAACCACUGGGAGCUAAAGGGAGUCCCCAUCCGUCUGGAAGUGGGGCCCAAAGACAUGCAGCAGAAACAGUGUGUCGCAGUGAGGAGAGACACGGGCGCCAAGGUGACGCUCCCAGAGGCUGAGGUGGAGAAAAGACUGCUGGGCAUGUUGGAGGACAUCCAGAACAACCUGUUUAAGAAAGCUUCAGAUGACCUGAAGUCUCACAUGGUGGCUGUAGACACGAUGGAGGCGUUCCAGAGAGAGUUGGACCAGGGCAAGAUUGUUCAGAUUCCUUUCUGUGGAGGAAUUGAGUGUGAGGACUGGAUCAAAAAGACCACUGCCAAGGACCAGGACCUGGAGCCCGGAGCUCCGUCAAUGGGAGCUAAAAGCCUGUGCAUCCCCUUCUCUCCCAUUAAAACCCUUCAGCCAGGCCAGAUGUGCGUCAGCGGCAAGGAGCCUGCACAGUUCUACACUUUGUUCGGACGCAGCUACUAAACACCUGCUCCUUCAAAACGGCCUCCUGCUAGAAAAAGGGCUGCCCCACGUUCUCUAACAUGUCUAACAUAAGUGAGGAGGCUGACUUGUGUUUCAAAUUUAAAAUAUGUAUGUUUAUUUUAUUAUUUUUUUCUACAUGUUGUGAGAUGAUCGAAGGGAAAUUAGGGAUCCAGGAAUUUAGUAUUAGAAUUUGGUUAUAAUCCUUUAAAGGUCACGGCCCAAGCUUUCUAACAGGCAGAAUGGUUGCUCCCUCUGAGGUAUUUUCUAGAAUAAAACUGUAAUCGGUGUCAUAGUUUUGGUCAUAACUUCUCUGUCUAUUUGGUUUGGGGUUUUCGAAAUCUGGAAAAUACAAAAAAUGGCAAGUAGCAAUGAAAUUUUACUCUCUACUUCUAUCAGAGGAAAAGCCUGCCAACUCUCACUCACAGAUGAACUGUCUCAGGAACUUGGUGAGCAUUAAGAUUUGCAGUGGGUGUGUAAUCCUCACAGGUGUGUCAGAUUUGCUGCUUGUCCAGUUCCAUCAUGUCGGCUCAUUGUGAUCUUCUGAAGCCUACAGAAUGUAUAACUAUGGUGAAAUAGCGAUAUGGUGUAAAGUCAAUGAAGUUGCUGCCUACCACUUUUAUCCCACAAAAUAUCUUUGCAGUCUGUACAAUAAACCAAUUUCCACUGCAAACUGGCCUGUGC